AUGACACCUCUUUCAUGGGAGUAUUGGAUACCAUAUUUCCAGAAGGAAGGAUUCGAGGUCCACGCCCCGGGUUGGCCGGGAGUGGACGGCCGAACGCAUGAAGAGAUCUGUGCGGACCCGAAGCCGAUAUCCCUUCAUCGAAUCGAAGACAUUGUAGACCAUUACGAGACAUAUAUCAAGAAGCUUGCAGAACCCCCAAUCAUCAUUGGCCAUUCUUUCGGCGGCCUGUUCGCCCAAAUACUACUGCAUUCGGAUGCGACAGUACCGAUCUCCGAGAGUCACUUCCACUACUGCUUCGGCAACCUCGUUACCGCUGAGGAGAGCAAGAAAUUGUGGGAGCGGUAUUGCAUACCUGCAGAUUCUCGGGUCUUAUGGCAACUAGCAACCAACGUGACAGCUGGAGAAGCCGCGCCUCACUACGUCCAGUUUGACAAACCGGAUAGAGCUCCUUUGUUACUCAUAGGAGCCUCGAAAGAUCAUAUUGUGACAGCAAGAACGGUCAGGAAGGAGUUCAAGGCAUAUAAAGGACGUGCGCCAGUGAAAUACAAGGAGUUCGGAGGGAUGAGCCAUGGCCUUAUCUUUCAAGACGGGUGGGAAACAGUUGCGAAAUAUGUGUUGGAGUAUAUCAACAAGCAUGUCCAUUGA
Molecule: messenger RNA, 645 nt
Organism: Colletotrichum costaricense
Lineage: Eukaryota; Fungi; Ascomycota; Sordariomycetes; Glomerellales; Glomerellaceae
Product: arylesterase
Exons: 2
Coding region: 1-645 (214 amino acids)
Source: RefSeq, a predicted model, not a curated record